GCGGGCGGCGGGGCCCGCGGCUGCGAGGCGGGCCGGGCCGGGCGGCGGCGGCGGCGGCGGCGACGCCAUGUGGAGCGGCCGCAGCUCCUUCACCAGCCUGGUCGUGGGCGUGUUCGUGGUGUACGUGGUGCACACCUGCUGGGUCAUGUAUGGCAUCGUCUACACCCGCCCGUGCGCCGGCGACGGCAACUGCAUCCAGCCCUACCUGGCGCGGAGGCCCAAGCUGCAGCUCAGCGUGUACACCGCCACACGGUCCAACCUGGGUGCCGAGAACAACGUGGACCUGGUCUUGAACGUGGAGGACUUUGACGUGGAGUCCAAAUUUGAAAGGACAGUCAAUGUUUCUGUUCCAAAGAAAACCAGGAACAACGGGACGCUGUAUGCCUACAUCUUUGUCCAUCACGCCGGCGUCCUGCCCUGGCAGGACGGGAAGCAGGUGCACCUGGUGAGCCCGCUGACCACCUACAUGGUCCCCAAACCGGAAGAGGUGAACCUGCUCACUGGGGAAUCUGCCACGCAGCAGCAGAUCGAGGCUGAGAAGAGGCCAGCGAGUGCCCUGGACGAGCCCGUGUCUCACUGGAGACCAAGGCUGACCCUGAACGUGAUGGUGGAUGACUUUGUCUUUGACGGGGCCUCCCUGCCCGCCGAUGUGCAUCGGUACAUGAAGAUGAUCCGGCUGGGGAAGACGGUGCACUACCUGCCCAUCCUGUUCAUCGAUCAGCUCAGCAGCCGGGUCAAGGACCUCACGGUCAUCAACCGCUCCACCACCGAGCUGCCCCUCACCGUGUCCUACGACAGGAUCUCGCUGGGGCGGCUGCGCCUCUGGAUCCACAUGCAGGACGCCGUGUUCUCGCUGCAGCAGUUCGGGUUUUCAGAGAAGGACGCUGACGAAGUGAAAGGGAUUUUCGUCGACACCAACUUGUAUUUCUUAGCGCUGACCUUCUUCGUGGCCGCGUUCCACCUGCUUUUUGAUUUCCUAGCGUUUAAAAAUGACAUCAGUUUCUGGAAGAAAAAGAAGAGCAUGACCGGAAUGUCCACCAAGGCAGUGCUCUGGCGCUGCUUCAGCACCGUGGUCAUCUUCCUGUUCCUGCUGGACGAGCGGACGAGCCUGCUGGUGCUGGUUCCUGCAGGCAUCGGGGCUGCCAUCGAGCUGUGGAAAGUGAAAAAGGCCUUGAAGGUGACCGUCAUCUGGAGAGGCCUGAGGCCCGCAUUUCAGUUCGGCACUUACAGUGAAUCUGAAAGGCAGACGGAGGAGUAUGACACUCAGGCCAUGAAAUACUUGUCGUACCUCCUUUACCCUCUCUGCAUCGGGGGCGCCGUCUAUUCUCUGCUGAAUGUCAGAUAUAAGAGCUGGUACUCCUGGUUGGUCAGCAGCUUCGUCAAUGCUCUUCGUGAACUACAAGAUGAAGUCGGUGGCUCACCUGCCCUGGAAGGCCUUCACCUACAAGAACCGGUUGGCCGUUCUCGGGCAGGCCGGCACCGUGAUAGCCAGGCUCCUAGGUGGUGCUCCUGGGUCCCGCGUGCGGAGAGCAGGCCUUCAACACCUUCAUUGACGACGUGUUCGCCUUCAUCAUCACCAUGCCCACCUCCCACCGGCUGGCCUGCUUCAGGGACGACGUGGUGUUUCUCGUGUACCUUUACCAGCGAUGAGCUCUGGCCUGACCGUCACGAGAACACCGGGAGGGCACGGGGCAAACCCACACGCGCCUCUCCCGUGGCUUUAUCCCGUGGAUAAGAGCAGAGUGAACGAGUUCGGGGAGUCCUACGAGGGGAAUCCCCAGCGGAAACCCCACGAAGACUGAGCCCGACCCUGGCUGCUCGCAGCCACGCAGAGGCUUUGGUGGAACUUCCUGACAUCACGCCCCCUGCGUUGCCAAAACCCCGAAUGUCCCUCACGUCCCCGGGUUCCGUCACGCUGUGUCCGACGGGAGCUGGCGGCACUGCCGCCGCUGCCCGCGUGGACGUCUGUCCGGUCACCAUGGCUGCGGGAGCGUCCGGUGCUGGCGGGGGCUGCGCUGUCACUGCCCUGCCCCCACCCGGGGGAGUUCGUCUCGGGGUCUGUAAACAGUCCUUGAGGGGAUAUCAGACGCCUUUUUGAAUCCAUUCCGUGCAGACUCUGGGAUCAAAUGGCUUUUUUCCUUUUUGUUUAAAAUUUGACUAUUUUAAGGCUUAAUGUAUGUAUGUUUCUAUUUUAAAAUAAACUUCUCUGGCUGUAA
Messenger RNA from Lagenorhynchus albirostris (white-beaked dolphin), 2216 nucleotides. RefSeq names its product CLPTM1 like (gene CLPTM1L). Gene Ontology annotation, cellular component: membrane; endomembrane system. The record is from RefSeq and is a predicted model, not a curated record. The coding region runs from base 68 to 1735 and encodes 555 amino acids. NCBI's taxonomy places the organism in Eukaryota, Metazoa, Chordata, Mammalia, Artiodactyla, Delphinidae. The transcript is spliced from 19 exons.